Suillus discolor is the source of this 685-nucleotide messenger RNA. RefSeq lists its product as uncharacterized. The transcript has 5 exons. The coding region runs from base 81 to 587 and encodes 168 amino acids. Lineage: Eukaryota; Fungi; Basidiomycota; Agaricomycetes; Boletales; Suillaceae. The record is from RefSeq and is a predicted model, not a curated record.
UGUGGUAUGAGCAGGCAAGCAUCGCCUGGGUCAUCAUCAGAACAACGGUCUUCGGAUUUCUGUUUUAUUCCCUGACUGUAAUGGCUUGUUUGAUAUCUACUGCUUGUCCAUUUCAGACACUGAUAUCAACACUAUUACACGUGUUGCACAUCGACAGGGUUCUACACCUGCAGCCCAUGACAUUACUGCAAGACGUGCUCAAACGAUUAUUUAGUAUUAUCGUCAGAUCGGGAUGGACCCGAUUGUCUGAAGUACAUUCACACAACAAUCUCUUCGGCAGUUCGUCGACAGGCUUCAUAACCAGCUGCAUUCUUUGGUUCCGAGUUCUUCAACAAAGGUUGUGGACUCAGAGGCACAACUGCUCGACCAGGAUCUGGAUGUUUUGGUGGAGAAUGAUGACACCCUUAAUCUUGACCUCCCCGACAUACCCACCAGCGAUCUCGAAGCACAUAGCGUCAAGUGGCUGCUCGAGACAUCCACAGAUCCUGAAGUAUUUCUCGCUGCUGCCAGUCUUGUCCCGCAGGUUGGAUGGCCCCUGGAUCUUGAUGUUUCAGACAUGCUGCAUCAGCUGUUUGAUAUUUAUAUGAGCUGCAUCAACAUUCAGAUGCGCAUCGUACCGUCUUUGGAGGAGAAGGCGUCGGCAUGUGCCACGGCUCUAAGUCACCUAUACUAUGGACGUGUUCUU